UUUCGAAGAGCGUGACUUUUCGCGACUGUUCGAUCCUCUCUCGCUCUCGUCACCCCUCAUCCGAUAUUAUCGGAUGAUACAUUUUUAGACGACGGGGGACGUUAUCCGUAGACGGAUAUAGAACUCUACUGCGAUCCCGUGCGGGGCGACUGUCAAAGGACACGAGACUGCGUCGUGCGACGUUCGUGCGAGAGGGAAGAUCGUGCAUCAUCCACCUGUCAUCCCGGUCUCGUCCCCCGGAAUACCGUCCACGGCCGCUCGGAACAUCGUCGGGACGGACGGGCUGUCGGAGGAGGGAUCGAGUUUUUCCAUGCUGACUCGUCACGGGACCUUGACAAUCGAUAAGAAAGCAUGCGUGUGCAGGGACUCGUGAGUCGGCCGUCGAAGGACUCGACGAUGCGCGAAUGGCUUCCGUUCUCCACGAUUAGAGGUAACUCGGCGGACGCGCUCGCGAGGUUAGGCGGUCGCGCAUGAAGAACCAUGAAGAGCCCCGCGACGUCCCUGCAGCACCUGAAUGGGGGGACGCAACCCGUCCCGGGCAGCGCGAAGUCUCGCUACAACAACCACGCGACCACCAACGGUAGUUACCAAGUGGUGAAGGUAGCCGGACGCGAGUCCGGCUGUUACAUCGCCAGCAACAUCGUGCCCAGGGUCGGCAAGCAGCAACUGGUGUCCCUGAACGGGGACUCGGUGCGCUGCGACAGCGUGAACGUUGACGAGGCGUUGGCAUGCGACGUAGCGCCCGUACCCUCGGCGACAAGGACCAAGGCACUAUGCGUGCACAUCCGGGAGAACAAGUGGUACGACGCCGGCAACAUAGUUUCCGUGGGAGUCGCGGGAACCAGCCUGAACCAUGCUCUGGAGAGCAUGUCCUUGGCGUACAAUCCCACGACGAAGCAGCUGUACUCCGUAGAAGAGACUAAGGCGCCUCCUCCUGGCAGUGCGCAGAUUGACUGCGCUUCUCAAUACUUAGAAUCUCCAUGUAACGGUAAGGAACGAUCCGGCGUGAAACUGGUCGACUCGGAUAGAUAUACGAAGCUCGAGAACGUUAGCGCGAACAGUAGUCCGAGGAAUAGUCUGCCUCGAUCGUGUAGCAGCACAGUGUCUUCCCUUAGCGAGAUAUCACCCUCAGGUAGCUUUCUGGGAUCCGACGAGCAACAGCACGUUGUAGAGAAGAACGACAAGGCGAAACGUUGGGGGCUGAAUUCGCUCUUCACGAAGAAUGUGUUCUCAUGGAAGAGCAAGGAUUCCCAACAGUCGACGCCUACCGGUAGCCCGUCAAGAAGCGUCGAUAAGGUAGGCGGUAGUACAGCUUUAAUUCAACAGCCGAGACCAGCGAAUCUGCCGGCUAAGAACGCGCUGGAGGAGGAACGCCAUCGUAAGCAAUACAAUGCUAUUUUAGAGGCGGCAAGAAAGAGAGAGCUGCGCGAGGAGAAAGAGCGCAAGCAACAACGAGAAUCUCAGCUCAAGGAGGAAGAGAGAUUAGCCGAGGACUCGAACACGUGGAACGUGCACGUCCUACCUAAAUUCGAAAAUGUUAAGAACACGAAAAAAGUGCGGGAUCUGUGGUGGCGCGGUCUGCCGCCGAGUGUUCGCGGUAGAGUAUGGAAACUAGCGAUUCCGAAUAAUUUAAAUAUUACUCCGCAUCUCUAUAAUCUCUGCUUGGACAGGGCGAUGUCGUGCCCUACCAACGAGUCGUUAGCCGCGAUCAGAUUAGACGUAUCUCGUACCUUUCCUACCUUAUGUGUCUUUCAAGAGGGUGGACCACUAUCCGACAGCCUUCAGGGUAUUUUGGCAGCGUAUGCCGUAUACAGACCGGACGUUGGCUACGUGCAAGGAAUGAGUUUCGUCGGCGCUGUAUUAUCGCUGAACAUGGAACCACCGGACGCCUUCGCUUGCUUCGCUAAUCUGCUGAAUCAUCCUUGUCACAGAGCCGCCUUUACAUUGGACCAAAAGAGAAUGAACAUUUACUACAAGGUAUAUUCCAGUGCUCUUGCGCAUAAGCUGCCAAAAGUCUUCUCCCAUUUCACCGUAGCCGGAUUGAGCCCAGACUUGUAUCUGUUGGACUGGUUGUACACGAUAUAUGCCAAAGCAAUGCCUCUCGACGUUGCGUGCAGAAUCUGGGACGUCUUUCUCAGAGACGGGGACGAGUUUCUCUUUAGAACAGCGCUCGGGGUGUUACACUUGUAUCAAGAGGAAUUACUCAAGAUGGAUUUCGUGCGUGGCGCUCAGUUUCUCACUAGAUUACCGGAGAACCUACAGGCGGAAUCUUUAUUCAACAGUAUUAGUCAAAUGUCCACUACCGUCGGGACGACGACGUUCCAGCAGAUGUUGCUUCAAUUCUCCUCGUAAUUUAGCACUGGAAGAUACAGCGAAAAUUGAAUUUGAGGUACCGUCUUUAUUAUUGCGGCUAAGGGAAAAGCAAUUUCUGGACGUGCAAAUGUUUUUUACCUCUAUUUAUUAUUAUUUAACAUUGAAAAUCUAACUUUUUUUGAAAUCUACAUUUUUACCAAUAAUACGCGAGAUUUACCUUCGUUUGAAUGUGGUCUCGUGGAUAUUUCCAAAUAUUUCCGUAAUGCCUGAAAGCAUCUGAAUUGUUAUUUAUUUUAAAUCUGUUGCAUUUUAUUCAAAAUUUUUGUCUCGUAAUUAACAUAAAGACGUAAUAUAUAUAUAUAUCUAAAUUAAUUGCACAUAAAAUUGGAUCGUUUUCAUGGAAAGUCAUAAAAGAUAUAUGUAUAUAUAUAUAUGUAAAUGAGUGAAUUUGUUAUAGGAGUCAUAUUUUUCAUGUAAAUAAUACAAUUGACUGUUUCUCAUUUAGUUGUAGAUAUGUUCUUGUAAAGAGUGAAAUUAGGAAAAAUGAUCUGAAGCAUAGACACUCGAUGCUCUAUUAAGCAUAAUAGAUCUAUACUCACUUUACAUUCUCGUUUAGUAUUUUUCGAAAUGUGACAAAUAAUAUUUGUAACAUCUUGUGAAAUACUCUUCAAUAUAUGAGGGAAAAACAGAGAUAGAGAAUGUAUAUGUAUAUGUGUGAGAGAGUACUAUAUUGCUAGGUUCAAAGUUUAGCUCAAUUGUAUAUAUUAUCUCGUUUGUUUUACCCCUCAUCGAUUUUACUACCAAUAUGUUAGUUUUAUCAUGUUAGAAGUUUAUAUUAAAUUUUUAGUGAUUUGUGAUAUUUAAAUGACCGAGAUGCAUCGAUUUUGCUUCACGUACCGACAUAUAAAUUGCGAUACACGCAGCAUCGUAUGCGUUCCAGCUUUGAGAUAAAUAUUGGUCCAUUCUUUAUGUACCUAUUCGAUUUAUACGCUGGAAACCAUCUCUCUCCUCGAGAACGAAGAGAAAUAUAUACUCGGACAACAAUAUUAUAUUCAAUAUACCGCUACAACAGGUAUUAUAUACACGUAAAUGCAUAUAAUCCUCAUUCGUGAAUAGAAUUAGAUGCAAUUAAAAGGAAAAAAAAAAUGAUUCUCGCUAUGAAGUAUUUAAUUGCUAUUUGCAGAAACUCUAAAUAUAUACUGAUAUAUAUUUACGACGAUGUAUUGCGAAAGACACCUAACGAAAUAAAUUGAGAUUACGUGCCACAAAACAUAUAUUUCAUACGAAAAUUUUAAUCGAUAUCGGCUUGUGUGCAGAUGCGAAGCUAAAUAGUGCAAACGUAAAGAUAUAAUAAGGGAGCGAACUGACGAAUUUCUAAGCGGAUCUCUCAUAACUUAUUCAGAAUAUUAUGUUAGAUAUCUGCCAAGGGAGCACAUUGCCGCACCGUAUAACCGCAAUUUCAUUUCCCGGAACGUGUAACGAGUUACAUUUUUUGCGCAGUUCUGGAGUUCUUCCCGGCACGAAUCGAUGCGUGCUGCUCGCAUUAUUUCGCUUCGUUAUUUUUAGCCUUCGGUAUUCACGAACAAGGUGCUGAGUAUGAGAUUAUUACAAUGAAGCGCGUGUGAUAAAAAAAUUUUGCGAUAUUUACGCGACGCGGAAGUUUCGCGCGUUUUUCGCUUAGUAUUUAAGUGACAUUUUCUCUCUUCGUUAUCGUAUGGCAGUCUGUUCAGUUCGAAAGCAGCGAAAUCUUAUCUGAUGUCCCGUCUUUUGAGUGGCCUUCAUAACGAAGAUAGGAUAAAUUCGAGGUUUAGGAAUGUACGAGAACUUUCUAUGUAACUACCGAACCUUAUCUCUCUCCUAAGGGAAUAAUCUCAAAGGUGUAUUUUCAUACAAUUUAACUGCAAUAAGCUUAUUGUGUGUGCUUGUUGUGCGUACCACCCUAUUUAAUAUGGAAGCGUGCGCGGGAUAAGGAGGAUUUUACUUCUUUACUGUGUACGAUAUAUAGGCACGAUCUCGUAUCUGUCUGUCUCGGGAUCGAGUUAUCCACGGUAUUUCAGAAUGACUGAGUCACAAGCACAUCGCGAUAUAGCUGCGUAUAGCAUGGCUUGGGAGCUUGAAAUUUUACGGAAAACUUAGAAUAUAUCGUCUCACCUCACCACCUACCGGUAUAAAAUUAUAUAUUCAAGUACAUAUAUCUCUUUUUAUAGUAAUAAUGGGACAAAAUAUAUAGGAAACACGGCAGAGAAAGUUUAAUUACAGAAGCGUGUGUCGAGAUGCCAGUCGGCUAAUACGCAGAUGACACGAAACAAUUAUCGCGGCUCGUUGAAUUGUCGCUUGUCAUUACGAAACGAGAUUACCUGAACUCUCGUAGCGCUGCCCUGGUGGCUAUUUGUUUCGCACGAACAUGGAAGAAUGAGAAAGGAUAGCGAAUGAUGUAUUCGCAUCCACCGUUAAUUGUGCAGGUUUUGCGUACACGCGAAAAUGAUAAUUUACGGGUCGCCGCGGUGCACUGCGGUGGUACUGCAAUAUAUGUUUUGUACAACGUAUGAUUCACGAAGAUUCGAGAACGACGAACGUGCCGGACACCUGGUCUCGCCGACCAGUGAGCUCUGCGCGAAACUCGCGAAUAAUAUCCUAGUUUUUAAUCGACAAUACUCUCAUUCCAUCCACGCUCUAUUCCAAAUUACUAUACUACUUAGCUAUCACGAACGAUAAUGAAUAAGUUUAUAGAUGUACAUACAAAAAGAAAAAAAAAGGAGAGGAGCACAAACGGGAUAAGGUGUGAGAUUAGUUUAGCGCACGAUGAAACGAAUUAUCUCGAGACUCCGGACACUUGAAAUUCACGUAAAUAACGUAUGUAUAAAUAAAUGCGCGCACGCACCACGCGUGCCGCAGACCUUUCCGUCGACGAUAUGAAAGAUUAAUUAACGUCCCAUUGAUCGAUCUUCGUACGCGCGGUAAUUGAUAAUGGACACGGUAUUAACAGUAACGCUCUCCUUUAAUUAAUUUAACCGCCGGCCACGAUGCGUCGGUGUGAAAUUGUACUUUUUGCGUUGACCCUCUACGCCGUUGAAAUCUCAAUGUAACGUCGAAUGUCCAAGUAUUUAAGCGUGUGUGCGAUCUGUAUGCAUAUUCCACUUACACAUGUACGUAUGUGUGUACGUAUUUCCGUUGCUGUAAAUUUCUCGGCGUCGUGAGACGCGCGACGGAUCGUAAGUGCACGAGAGCCCGCGAAUUUUCAUCGUCGCGCUCGUGUAGUUUUAGAUGCACCGAACUUCUUCUCUCGAUUGUUUGCGUCUUUUAUCACGAUAUUAUAGGUUUAUCGGCGCCUCUGCGCCGCAUGUACCGAUUACUCACGAGAAUAAAUGUGCCCCAUGAAGCGUAUUUAUCUGUACGUUAUUGCACACGUCUCUCCGUUUCGCGCGUUACGUGAUUUUAACGAAAUAAAAUGACGACGAUGUGCCAACCGUACUGUGGUUGUAGGAGCAAUUGAGCGAGAAAGCUACUCGCAGGACGAACAAAAGCGUCUCCAUUUAUGCCGCGAACGUAAAAAGACCGUCGAUUUUUGUAAUCAUCAAUUACGCCGAAUUACGCCGAUGGCUAACGGCGACCGAUAAUUGUAAUAAAAUUAUUUAACUUUAGUGCGACGGUAACGAAAGCGAAACACGAGCGACUAGUUGAAACAUUUAAUUCUACGAGGAGGAUAUAUAUAUACAUAUGUAUAACUUAACCCGUUAUGAGAUCGAAGCGAAGUGCGAGAGUCUUAUAAUUUGUCCGCCUUAUCGAUUUAAUACAUACAGUCUCUAUAAUCUGGGUCGUAAUUAUAAAUACGAUUUACUAUAAACAGAAGUGUAUGUAUGUGUAAUUGUGUGCACACGUGGUGUAUGCUUGUAUAUGUGUUAUAAUCGCGUUAAAAUACUUGUAGGAAUAUCCUAUGUUUCGUCCACGAAAUACAUAGGUAUGUGAGAGAAAGAGAGAGAGAGAGAGAGAGAGAGAGAGAGAAGUGCAUAUUCUAAAUUAUUAAUUUAAAUUACUUUUGUUUCUGACCACUGAGGAAUUGUAUCAGAGAAAAGGCGAUUAAUCGUCUCUAACUUCAUAAGACAUAGUUUUACAAAUAUUCAGACUUCUACUUAUGUUCGAAAUAGUCAGAUGUUACUAUUGCGAAUGUAUCGUAGAUGCAAAUGACAUAGUUAUGGAUAUACCUACGUGUAUUUUUUAGGCUUUUAAGUUCUCCACUUAAGAUCGAACAUACGAUGCCUAAAAGAGACGAUACGAUAAACAAACAGUAUAAGUGCAAAAACGUUAAGAGUAUGUGCACGAACAACCAUGCAUGCACUAUGUGACACUUCUGUGUUCCUUGUCGUUAGUGCCUCGAUAGAGGAACUCACAUUGUAUAUUUUAUACGCGUUUUAUCAUGUACAUUUACCUUAAGUGCAAUAUUGUAAUAUAUAUUUUCUAAAGAAUCGAUCCCAGUAUUUAUUUUGUCAGAUUGUACCUAUCGGUAAACAUGUAAAGUAUACAUUAGAGACGUUAGUACACGAAGAAUAAGAGUGGAGGAUGAAGAAAAAUAAGAAAGGAAGAAAUCUUCAUAUUUUUUAAUACAAAAUUGAGGAAGGAACGCGCGUUUUGCUGGGGAAGGACACACGCGUGGUCGUAAAAUGACAAGUUUGCAUUAGGAAUUCUCGAAUCUCACGGACUAUUUCACAGGACGACGUCUCUAACUAUGCUUCUUAUCGAAAGAAUUCUUACAGUACUAAGCGCGAGAGCUCUGUAUUAUGUACAUAACCACACGCUUGCUUCCCAAUUUAAUCGAGACAUAAGGAUUAACCAUAUUUAUCGCAAUAGCGUAUAACGACCAUUUUUAUAUCGUGUAAUGGACUACGAACGGAAAACACCGAAGAACAUAUAUUAACACGCGUAAUAAGGAAUACUGUAAAUGACGCCGCCAGCAACAUAUCUCUAUGGACGACUUCUUUUCCUAUAUGAAUAAAACUAUACUCUAUGACAUCGAA
This is a messenger RNA of Dinoponera quadriceps, 7325 nucleotides long. RefSeq names its product TBC1 domain family member 14-like. The transcript has a single exon. The coding region runs from base 481 to 2352 and encodes 623 amino acids. The record is from RefSeq and is a predicted model, not a curated record. NCBI's taxonomy places the organism in Eukaryota, Metazoa, Arthropoda, Insecta, Hymenoptera, Formicidae.